GGAAGAGACACUUGUUCCACUUCGCACCACCCUCAUUCCGAUAGCCAUGUCGCAAUUCUCUCAAUCAAAGGUGCUCCUCCCACUGUACAUUUACCCACAAGUCGGCGCAUGGGAUCCUCUUUACACAGCCGUUGCCGCAAAUCCGUGUGUUCGAUUUGUCGUCAUCAUCAAUCCGAAUAGUGGGCCAGGUGCAGCACCGUGGUGGCCGAAUGAGGACUAUGUUCGGGAAAUAGCACGGCUAAAUGCAUUGCCGAAUGUUACGACCCUGGGCUAUGUACGGGUAGCCUAUUGCAGACGACCGGUUCAAGACGUUCUAGAGGACAUCGAAACAUACCGUAGAAGAGCCAGAGAGGAUGACCGUUUGAGGGUCGAAGGUAUCUUCGUCGAUGAGACGGUGAAUUUGUACUCAGAAGAGGCUAAGAAGUACCUCGAUGCUAUCGAUCGCAGAGCGCGAACUCUUAUUGGUGUCAUGAUUCAUAAUCCUGGUACAGCAGUAAGCGCUGAGCUUGCAGCACCUGGACCCGAGAUCACGGUGGUUGUAGAAACAUCCUACGAGGAAUUUAUGACUGAAGGAUACCAGGAGUGGCUUUCUACUUCGCCGUACAAGCGUGCUCGAACUGCGUACAUAGUACAUUCUGUUCCACAAGGAGAAGUGAAGGCUCUAACGAUAGCGCUUUGCGAGCGAGCAGAGUAUCUGUUUGUAACAAGUGCGUUCUGCGGCUUCUACGAGAGUUUCGCUGGAAGCUGGCAUGACUUUGUCGCAUCGCUAGCGGAGCGGCGAAAGUAAACACAUUGGACAUCUUGGACAUCUGUAGAGUUGUGGAGCGAUAGUACUGAGAAACUGUAAGUGGAACAUAAAGCUCCACAAAUCCUCUUCUCGUGAGUAGAUGCCCUAUGCUGUCGAAAUGGUCUCACAACACGAAUUCGUCUGGUGCCGCGGUAUCGGGGGCUUUUCGUAAAUCUGGAGAAUUUCAGGACCCCAU
Molecule: messenger RNA, 983 nt
Organism: Alternaria alternata
Lineage: Eukaryota; Fungi; Ascomycota; Dothideomycetes; Pleosporales; Pleosporaceae
Exons: 3
Coding region: 47-787 (246 amino acids)
Source: RefSeq, a predicted model, not a curated record